AUGUACACGCACAUUAAGAAGCCCACUGGACUAUGCAUUGAACUGCUCGAGUCCCAAGGUGGACUGAUCUCACUCGAAGACUUUCAUGAACUCUGGUCAAUGCUUCGCAAAACUCACUCACUCGAUCAUCUUUACCCGCUCCCAACCAACACAGAAGAAUUCCACCUGCUAUAUAUCAUUAUCUCUAAAGACCAAGAACAUGGUGACCUUGGUAUUCAUGCGAAUGGAUAUGGCAUCGAAGACGAGGGGAAGUAUCGGCUAGCCGGGUUCGCUUGUCUGGUCGUCCCUCCUAACGAACGUCGCGAGAAAUCCAUCCUCUCGGGGAAUCCGAACGGUAUAUGUGAUACUGCAGAUAUCAGAAUUGCGCUUUUGCCUGCGGUACAAAAGCGAGGGUUCGGGCGCUUUGUUGUACAUGAACUUCUUGGUCAUGCGUUUGACACGCUCCGUAUUCGCCGUGUAACAGCUUCAGUUGUGUCACCGGUGCGGCCAUCCCAUUCGGCAGCCCAGAAGAAACAGCUAGGAUUCAACACAAAACAAAUCUGUAGGAUAUUUGAAACAUUUGGGUUCAAAUUUGAAGGGAUCAGUCGCGGGGCAGUCAUGAACACUGAGGCUCCUGAAGACGACAAGCCUGUAUGGCAUGAUGUGCACCGAAUGUCGAUGCUCGUUACAGAUUACUUUGAAGAACACAUAAUAAGCUCCCUCUCAACUAUCCGCUCCCCCUGUCACAAAUUGCCUUUAAAAACGGUCCGGCUGAGUCCUUGGGAUACCAUGAUCCAGAGACAAGAAGAAGAGAAACGCGACCUGAAACUAUGGGCCCAGGCGCCCAAGGAUACGCUGGCCAAUGAUGCCUGUGAUGAAGACGAGGAGAAUAGCGAUGUUGAAACUAUGUUGGGCGAUGAUGAUGUUGACGAGCAUGAUUGGGAUAUGGCGAACGACUUUGAUGAUUAA
This is a messenger RNA of Rhizoctonia solani, 948 nucleotides long. RefSeq lists its product as uncharacterized. The transcript has a single exon. Gene Ontology annotation, molecular function: acyltransferase activity, transferring groups other than amino-acyl groups. Lineage: Eukaryota; Fungi; Basidiomycota; Agaricomycetes; Cantharellales; Ceratobasidiaceae. The record is from RefSeq and is a predicted model, not a curated record. Bases 1 to 948 code for a protein of 315 amino acids.